AUGUCGACUUCCUCGGUCCACUUUGUGCCAUUGGUUCUGCAAAGCUAUUUGAAGAACAGUGACGACGAGUCAGACUCUACGGAAAUUCGAGCUCUCAAGUCUAGACCCGCUAUUCAUGCUCGCGAGAACCACCUUGUCAACCUUGAACCUUAA
Molecule: messenger RNA, 153 nt
Organism: Marasmius oreades (fairy-ring Marasmius)
Lineage: Eukaryota; Fungi; Basidiomycota; Agaricomycetes; Agaricales; Marasmiaceae
Exons: 2
Coding region: 1-153 (50 amino acids)
Source: RefSeq, a predicted model, not a curated record